CUUUCAAUACCACCUCUUUAUCUCUCCUUCUCUGCUGCAGAAGAGAUCCCACCAACAUGAAAUUCCUCAAGGCCAAAGCUGGUCUGCUGUCGUCCGGCAUCUGCCUUCUUGUCUCUGCACCCUUUGCCUCCGCAAGCUGCCCUCUUCCUUCUACCUACUCCUGGACCUCAACCGGAGCUCUCGCAACUCCGAAGUCGGGAUGGACCAGCCUGAAAGACUUCACUGAUGUUGUUUGGAAUGGCAAGCACAUCGUCUAUGCAUCAACCACCGAUACCAAAGGUAGCUACGGGUCGAUGACCUUCAGUCCAUUCUCCAACUGGGCGGACAUGGCUCAAGCCAGCCAAAUCGCCACGAGCUUCGGUGCCGUGGCCCCCACCUUGUUCUACUUCCAGCCCAAGAACAUCUGGGUGCUCGCCACCCAGUGGGGGUCCAGCACUUUCACCUACCGCACCUCCACCGACCCCACCAACGUCAACAGCUGGUCCGCAGAGCAGCCCCUAUUCUCGGGCCAGAUCGGUAGCGGAGAAAGUUCCGGCACGGGCGCCAUCGACCAGACCGUGAUCGGGGACGCCACAAACAUGUAUCUCUUCUUCGCCGGCGACAACGGCAAGAUCUACCGGGCCAGCAUGCCCAUCGGCAACUUCCCUGGGAACUUCGGCACGCAGUACGAGGUGGUGCUCAGUGGCGCCCGGAACGAUAUCUUCGAGGCGGUCCAGGUGUACACUGUCCAGGGCGGCCAGGGCCAGAGCAAGUACCUGAUGAUCGUCGAGGCGAUCGGCUCGACUGGGCGUCGGUACUUCCGGUCCUUCACGGCCAGCAGUCUCGGCGGGGCGUGGACGCCCCAGGCGGCCAGCGAGAACCAGCCCUUCGCGGGCAAGGCCAACAGUGGUGCCACCUGGACUCAGGACAUUAGUCACGGCGACUUAGUGCGCAACAACCCGGACCAGACGAUGACUGUCGAUCCUUGUAACCUCCAGUUGCUCUAUCAGGGCAAGGACCCCAACAGCAGUGGCGACUACAACACGCAACCGUGGCGGCCGGGUGUGCUCACUCUGAAGCACUGAAGGGGUCGGCUUGGAUGGAUUGACGGAUCAGACUUUCGGGAUGGGGACGAUGUGAGAUGUGAG
This is a messenger RNA of Aspergillus fijiensis CBS 313.89, 1127 nucleotides long. Its product is annotated as 1,4-beta-D-arabinoxylan arabinofuranohydrolase axhA. Gene Ontology annotation, biological process: L-arabinose metabolic process. Bases 57 to 1064 code for a protein of 335 amino acids. NCBI's taxonomy places the organism in Eukaryota, Fungi, Ascomycota, Eurotiomycetes, Eurotiales, Aspergillaceae. Gene Ontology annotation, molecular function: alpha-L-arabinofuranosidase activity. The transcript has a single exon. The record is from RefSeq and is a predicted model, not a curated record.